Molecule: messenger RNA, 279 nt
Organism: Macaca mulatta (Rhesus monkey)
Lineage: Eukaryota; Metazoa; Chordata; Mammalia; Primates; Cercopithecidae
Gene: CCL3
Product: chemokine (C-C motif) ligand 3
Biological process (GO): chemokine-mediated signaling pathway; inflammatory response; cell chemotaxis
Cellular component (GO): extracellular region
Molecular function (GO): chemokine activity; CCR chemokine receptor binding
Source: RefSeq, marked provisional
AUGCAGGUCUCCACUGCUGCCCUUGCCGUCCUCCUCUGCACCGUGGCUCUCUGCAACCGGAUCUCAGCAACAUUUGCUGCUGACACCCCGACCUCCUGCUGCUUCAGCUACAUCUCCCGGCAGAUUCCACAGAAUUUCAUAGCUGACUACUUUGAGACCAACAGCCAGUGCUCCAAGCCCGGUGUCAUCUUCCUAACCAAGAGAGGCCGGCAGGUCUGUGCUGACCCCAGUAAGGAGUGGGUCCAGAAAUACGUCAGCGACCUGGAGCUGAGUGCCUGA